CUCCAGCAGAUCCCCCCUCUGAAAUCUCAGGGAGGAUCUCGACAGUCGGAGAGUUGCUGUCAGUUUGACGCGAGUUUGUUUCAACAAGGAAGUGUCGCUCGGAAGACAGACAGGCAGAAAGGAUCCGUUUUGAGAAUGUCAGGGACUCUGGUUGUGUGUGAAGUGGAUGAAAGCGUGACUGCUUUAUUGAAAAAGUUCAGAUUUCGAAAGGAGACCACCAAUGCUGCCAUUGUAAUGAAAAUAGACAUGGAGAAACAGCUUAUUGUCCUUGAUGAAGAACAUGAGGACAUCUCACUGGAGGACUUGAGCAAUGAAAUUCCAGCUCAUCAACCCAGAUACAUUGUCUACAGCUACAAAUUAAACCAUGAUGAUGGGAGGGUGUCGUACCCUCUCUGUUUCAUAUUCUCCAGUCCAACGGGAUGCAAGACAGAACAAAACAUGAUGUACGCAGGCAGCAAGAAUGAACUGGUCAAAGCUGCAGGGCUCACAAAGAUCUUUGAAAUAAGGAGUACUGACGAGUUGACAGAAGAGUGGCUGAAGGGGCGUCUGGCGCUGUUUCACUGAAUAUUCAUCUUGAAAACAAGCAGUACUUUUUCUUUGCGAAACAUGCCCGUGGAUGUUAAUUUUCUGUUGUUGAGCAUGUUAUUGCUAUUAAAAAGAUUUUCUGUAUAAAAA
Messenger RNA from Plectropomus leopardus (leopard coralgrouper), 675 nucleotides. It is a transcript of the gene gmfg, whose product is annotated as glia maturation factor, gamma. Gene Ontology annotation, cellular component: cortical actin cytoskeleton. Gene Ontology annotation, biological process: negative regulation of Arp2/3 complex-mediated actin nucleation; actin filament debranching. The record is from RefSeq and is a predicted model, not a curated record. Lineage: Eukaryota; Metazoa; Chordata; Actinopteri; Perciformes; Serranidae. Gene Ontology annotation, molecular function: actin binding; Arp2/3 complex binding.